Trematosphaeria pertusa is the source of this 1109-nucleotide messenger RNA. RefSeq lists its product as uncharacterized. NCBI's taxonomy places the organism in Eukaryota, Fungi, Ascomycota, Dothideomycetes, Pleosporales, Trematosphaeriaceae. Gene Ontology annotation, cellular component: mitochondrion. The coding region runs from base 112 to 1035 and encodes 307 amino acids. The transcript is spliced from 2 exons. The record is from RefSeq and is a predicted model, not a curated record.
GCUAUGUGUAGGAGAUAGCUCCAUGGCGCUGGAAUCGGAGCAACGAAAUCACAAAGCCGCAUCCCCAUCAGUGGACAUGCUCUUUGCGAGUAUUCCCCUAGCUUCACCUCCAUGGCCGGUCCCGUGACUCAGCAAUUCGAGUCCAGCAGCUUCCGUCCAGGUUUCAAAACGACCACUCUACCAGGCAUUCUAGCAGGAGACAUCUCCGCAGCCGCCAUCUCAGCAACUCUCAUAGCACCCGUGAUUACAGCCAUAGACAGAGCCGUUGUCGAGCACGCCGGCUCAAGCACCCGCCCUCUCCACACAGCUCUCAAAACCCACAUCCUUUGCUCAUUCCGGCACCCACGCCUCUUCUUCACCGCAAAACCCUUCUUCUACGUCUGGACGCUGUACGCAGCCACAUAUUCCACCGCGAACGGCGUGGAAAGCCUCGGCAGAGCAUAUACGCAGAACACGAACCAGGUGCUAGUUACCUCCCUCACAUUCCUCUCGACAUGCCUCGUGAACGUGCCGUUGGGAGUAUGGAAAGACGUCCGAUUUGUCCAGAUUUUUGGACAUGGUCGCACCCCGCCGAACAGCGCCCUUGACACUCCAACCACGAAACUCGGCGCAGCAACAGCGCCGCACGCUACGCUCCACCACCACCCAACAGCAAAGUUCCCGAAGACAGUAGCAGCCACCUUUCUCCUCCGCGACGCUCUCACCAUCGCAGGCUCUUUCACACUGCCUCAAAUGCUGUCCCACUCGAUACCCGAGACGCUGUUGUCCGACCCUGUGGCGAGGAUGGCGGCGAUGCAGCUCGUGGUGCCCGUGCUAUCGCAGGUCGUCGCUACGCCUGUGCAUCUCCUGGGGCUGGAUCUGUAUAGCCACCAGCACAGGCGCGAGCGGGGAGAGCGGAUGUGCAGGAUUCGGAGCAAUUUGGGAGCUGCGACUUUGGUGAGGUGUGCUAGGGUUAUUCCGGCGUUUGGGGUGGGGGGAGUUGCGAAUGCGGGGCUGAGGAGGUUGUUUCAUCGGAAGGCGGGUGUGAUGGGUUGAUUGGGGAGGUGAGCGGUGGUGGUAUAUCUGAUCACAAUUGCGAAAUGGAUCUACGCAAGCAAGUGUAGGAUACG